Messenger RNA from Neofelis nebulosa (Clouded leopard), 2488 nucleotides. It is a transcript of the gene TSTD3, whose product is annotated as thiosulfate sulfurtransferase like domain containing 3. Lineage: Eukaryota; Metazoa; Chordata; Mammalia; Carnivora; Felidae. The transcript has 7 exons. The coding region runs from base 1 to 1254 and encodes 417 amino acids. Gene Ontology annotation, cellular component: mitochondrion. Gene Ontology annotation, molecular function: thiosulfate-cyanide sulfurtransferase activity. The record is from RefSeq and is a predicted model, not a curated record.
AUGCUUCCAAAACCCCGCGGUGAGCCUUGCUUCCUCCGGUUCCUACCCAAAGCAUCCCAACUUUCUCAAGACAAAACGCGUAGUGAGGCGAGAGCGCGGGAGGGAGGCGGGAAAAGGGUGUCGGGCCGAGCCUCGGUCGCGAUCCCGCGGAGACGCGGGCCCCUCCCCGCGGCCCCCUCCCGCCCAAACAACCCCGGCUCCUCCAGCCGCCGCCCAGCCGGGCCCGUCCUGCCACAAGAGGCUGGAGGCGAGGAAGCGACGACCGAGAUACUGCGGCAACCCCAGCGCCGCAGUCCGGACUCACCACGCCGGGCCGAGACGCCGCGUCUACAACUUCAAGAGACUGCGCCUGCGCAGCCGACCUCCCCGCCGGUAGGGGCGUGGCCUCGUGCGCCCGCCCCACAGCAGGGCGGGUUCCAGGCCGCGCUUCUGGCGGUCGGGCACCGGGAGUGGGGCGUGGACAGGGCGGGGUCGGCUCGCGUCGCGCCUGCGUUCUCUAAGUCUGCAGAGUGCUACAGCGAUCACUUCCCGUGGCUCUCCUCGGCUCGGCCAGCGCCUGGCGGAGGGGGGCGCUCAAGAGCCCGGAGGUCGCCGGGAGGACCAGUGGAGAAGCCGGAGGAGGAAGUGGUCCGGAGCCCGGUGGGCGCGAGCGGAGAUGGUGCUGCCGGGGUCGCUGCACGGGAGUGCACGCCGUGCGAUCCUCGGGUCGGCGCAGUCUGUGCUCUGGGAUUCCGGGCUACUUGGGUCUGGGGCCGCUCUCGGGGGACGCAGGGAAGGAUGUCAGCGUUACUCCAGGAAGCUUGCGUGGGGAGGCAUUUUGGAAGAUACUGGCGUUUGAGCAAUGAAGGUUUGAAGUCAAUAAAAGGAAGCUGCCACAAUUUUUGUACUGCUGUUUUCAAAGAUGUCACUUACAAGGAACUUAAAAGUCUCUUGAAUUCCAGACAAAUUACGUUAAUUGAUGUUAGAGAGAGAUGGGAAAUUGUUGAGUAUGGGAAAAUUCCCGGGUCUGUCAAUAUACCACUGGAUGAGGUAGGUGAAGCUCUACAGAUGAACCCAAAAGACUUCAAAGAGAAGUACAAUGAAGUAAAACCAUCCAAAUCUGACAGCCUAGUGUUUUCUUGUUUAGCCGGAGUGAGAAGCAAGAAGGCUAUGGACACAGCAGUAUCUCUGGGCUUUAACAGUGUUCAACAUUAUGCUGGAGGAUGGAAGGAAUGGGCGACUUAUGAAUUUUCAGAAAAGAAAAAAGGAAAUUGAAUUCUGGAAUACAAGCUGGCUCUUUCCUUUUGUACAUGCAGCACAGGAUAGUAGAAUGAACAAAAUAAUAAUCUAGUCCUGGCAUCACUGGUUAAUGGGAAGGGGAUUUUGUGUAAGUCAAUUCUGUGUUGAAUCUUUUUCUUAACUGUAAACUGUAAAUUGAGAAUGCCUUGCCUAUUUCCUUGAGGAUUGAAAUAAUGUAUGUAACUUGCCAUAGAAAUAUAAGGGUUGGAUUCUAAAAAAAAAAAAAAAAAAAAAUUAAUGUUUAUUUAUGAGAGAGGGAGAGAGAGCAUGAGCAGGGGGCAGGGUUGCAGAGAGAGAGAGGGAGACACAGAAUCUGAAGCAGGCUCCAGGCUCUGAGCUGUCAGCACAGAGCCUGACGUGGGGCUCAAACCCACAAGCUGUGAGAUCAUGACCUGAGCUGAAGUCAGACACUUAACUGAGCCACCCAGGCGCCCCUGGUAUCCUAGAAAUUAAUUUGUAAAUAGUUUAGUGAACUAGUUUAGUUUAGUAUAGUACAAUAGUACUCUCAAAGCCCAAGUUACUUGUAGUACCUAAUCGUAAUGUAAGACCAUUUGUGUCAGCCUGGCUUCUAUUCAUUAAAGAGUCUAUGAGCUAGACAAGUUUUUUUUUUUUUAUGAUUAUAACAUAUUUUAGUUUGUAAAUUUUCCCAUUUUAGAAAAUUCAUAAAAUUGUCUUAAUAUGAUAUACAAAAUUUCUGAUAGAUAAACCUUUCACUCAUGAUGAAUAGUUACUGAAUAUUGAAUAAUAUAAAGCAGCUAGUAAGCAUUUCUUGAACACCUUUUCUUGGUUGAGAUCCUAUGCUAAAUAUUCCAAAUGCUAAAAAGAUAAUAAAAUAGAUGCGAUUCUUCUCUGAAGAUGUUUGAUUUCUAGCAGAGGUCUAUAAAAGUAAAAACAAACAAACAAACAAAAAAGCAGACUUUGUCUUAAAACACCAAGAAUCUGAGCUCUAGAAAAGUAGGUGAAAUAUGAAUAAUGAAAAUACAUUAACACCACCCAAAGACUUACGGCAAUGUUGUAACCAGUAUGGUAGCAAUAUAACUUGCAACUUAAAUUAAUUAAUAUGACCUAUAAAAAUAGAAAUCAUAGCGACUGCUUCUGUAGAGGGAAGAUUAACUGGAAAAAGCAAGGAGGGAAAUUUCUAGGGUGAUGGAAAUGAUUUAUAUCUUGAUUGAAGUGUUGGUACAUAGAGUAAUACAUUUAUCAAAAGUCA